ACCAAUCACCACACGGUAGCCGAGUCCAACCAGCCAAUCAGAACACACCAGCGGAGUCACGUGGGCUAAUCGAGGAAUUGUAAACAAACCUGUGGAGAGGGGCGAACGGAACAUGUGUGAAGGAUUUACUCCCUCUGCCGAGUUUCUCCCGGUGAAGUGCCCAUCAGCAUCCAGAGGAGAUGGAGGCGAUCGGAUCCGAAGCCAAAGCCGAAGCUGCUCCCGACGGCCCCGGGCGGGAUGCUGAGGAGGCCGAGAUCCACACGGCCAUGCUGUGGAGCAUCCAGGAGGCCGUUCAGAGGCAGACGCUGCAAAUCGGGGUCUCUGCGUGCGGAGCCACUGCGGUGGUGGACGUCCUGCAGGCGCUGGGCAUCACGGUGAAUCCAGAGACGGUCAACCACUGCGUCAGGACCAGUUUGAGGAUGAACGAGGCGCCGCUGCCUGAUUACCUGCACUCCCGCAGCAAUGCUGGGGCCACACACCCACAGCUGAUCUCCGGGGCCGAGCAGGCAAGCGGGGGGCACGUUGUGGGCCGAUUCUUUGGCCUGUAUCCUCGGCGGAGGAUAAAGUUGGUGCCGUGGUUGGCGCGCUGGAUUCUGCGCGGAGCCGUUCCCGUCGCCACCAUGAACAUGCAGCGGGCCGUUCCUGAUGGGGAAGAGAUUCCCGACGCCUGGCAUCACCAGCUUAUCUUCGGAGUCGGACCCAGUGCCAUAUUCAUGACCAACCCGCUGGAUGUGGUAAGUGAAGAUGAGGUUCAUGAGCGUCUGUGCAGUGAGUCUGUGCUGCUCAUUCGCCGUGAAGACGUUCUGAAGAGACUGACGCCGGACGCUCAUCUAUCGCAGAUCUCAGAUCAGCAUCCCGACCUGCGCUGGAAAACAUUAAAUGUGGAGGGUCAGGUCAGACAGAUGAUCAGCGAGGAAGAGCAGAAUGAUGAAGACCAUCCUAAGACGACGCAUCUCGUGAUUCCCGCGGCAUACAGCUCUGGAGUCACUUUCUUCGCUCUUAGAGACUCUGAUGUUGCUCAAGAGCUUCUCAGCAGCCCAGAUCUGCCUCUGCUGUGAUUUUACACAUGAAAUCAGCCGUUAAUUAAGUUAUUCUUGACUUUCGAUCAAUAUUUAUGUCUGGUUUUAUUCUUGUGGUUUUAAAUAGAUGUUGUCAUCCUGGUCUGUUUUGUGUUAACAAUGCUGAUUCACUGAUUUUUGUGUUCUCUUUGAGAGUUUAAUGGCUGACAGUGUCAUGUUUAUCAAAUAAAAAGUGAGAAAAGUA
Messenger RNA from Labeo rohita (rohu), 1263 nucleotides. RefSeq lists its product as uncharacterized. The coding region runs from base 180 to 1058 and encodes 292 amino acids. NCBI's taxonomy places the organism in Eukaryota, Metazoa, Chordata, Actinopteri, Cypriniformes, Cyprinidae. The transcript has 5 exons. The record is from RefSeq and is a predicted model, not a curated record.